Molecule: messenger RNA, 501 nt
Organism: Ostertagia ostertagi
Lineage: Eukaryota; Metazoa; Nematoda; Chromadorea; Rhabditida; Trichostrongylidae
Source: the annotation of a GenBank genome assembly
AUGAUUUAUUCGCACACUCAGCUAAAAGGGAAGAACAAGCUGAUGUUGGCCUUGCUGAAAGCAAUCGAAAAACGUGGAAUGCACCUGGUCACACCACUUAUCAACAAUCUUCGAGAAAUCGGUAAUAUGUUCCAUACCGAUGAGGUGUGUAAUCAAGCUAGGCAACUCCUAUUGCAGAAUAGUCGUGUGAAGUACAGGAAAUUCCUCAACAAGGCAAGUUCACCACAUUACAUCAUCUCACCAGGUGUGGAUAGCAACCAGUACCUUUCCGUUGUAAAAAUCACAGUCAACCGGGAUUCCUUUACUCAGGCGCUAACACAAGAAAACUUGAUCAACUCUUUAGUAAGCAAGUUCUCGGAAUGUGGAAUCAAAUCGAAUGGUAUUCGCUCACAACUUCGUGUGACAUUGUUAGUUAAUGUAAUCCAACUUACUGCUUAUACGGAGCCGAAGAACAGUUUUCGAGGCUCAAUUGGAGGAACUUCCCGUGCAGUCGGAUUAUGA